Dibothriocephalus latus is the source of this 934-nucleotide messenger RNA. The record is from the annotation of a GenBank genome assembly. NCBI's taxonomy places the organism in Eukaryota, Metazoa, Platyhelminthes, Cestoda, Diphyllobothriidea, Diphyllobothriidae.
AUUCCCUGUCCUGGCCGGAGGCAUGAAGAAGGGCAAAAUUGUGGCGCUGAUUACUGUUGUGGCAAUCUCCUGCACCCUACUGCGUACGUACCUGAGACAACCUGCGGACAACCAACUUACGUACCCUUUGACCUUUGAGGAAGUUGGUAGACUGAACAUUAGCUUGGAGAAUCUGGACUAUGGGCAGUUAGCCGCAAAUUGGGGACUUCCUGAAGACCAAGCUACCUGGCACAAUGACUCAAAUUUCACCGAUGUCUCAUACACUUUGGAACGUUCGCGGCAUGAUAAUAACAGCUCGAAUGCAGUGGCUGUGUGGAACCCGAUCAACUGCGAACAGCCGGAAACCCUAGCGAUUGUUAUUCCCUUUCGCGACCGUUAUCAAAACCUAUCUGUCUUUCUCAACCACAUGCAUCCCCUUUUACGACAUCAACGUCGACGUUACUCCAUCUUCGUCAUUGAUCAGAUUGCACCCCAUACCUUCAAUCGGGCAGCUCUCUUCAACAUAGGCUUCCUGGAGGCUUCAAAAAGGGCCAAUUUUUCCUGCUUCAUUUUUCAUGACGUGGAUCUUCUACCCGAAGAUGACCGGAUGGUAUACGCGUGUGAGGAUCAACCCUUGCAUAUGUCCGCUACUAUCGACAAAUUUAACUACAAACUAUUCUACAGCACCUCGUUUGGCGGCGCGGUUGCGUUGAGGAAGAAGCACUUUGAGGAAACGCUCGGCUUCGCCAAUACCUACUUCGGGUGGGGUUGUGAGGACGAUGACAUGAGCCGGCGACUGCAAUUUGCUGGACUAAAGUUAACACGCCGCAACUUCACGAUCGCUCGAUAUACAAUGAUGAAACACGGCAAGGAGAAGGGCAACCAGGAGAAUCCUAAGAGGCAAGUUGUUGGUGAAAGUACUUAUACACGUCAAGGAAAACCGUUCUUUGGGUAA